UCUAUGGUAAAAAUUGUUUGACGUAUGUUGCGAUUUGCUGCUUUUGCUACGGAUUUGUGGAAAAUUUUCCAAUUUGCCAGAGAAUUCGAUUUAUUUCGACACUCGCUUUGCGAAAACGUAAAAUUUUCAGAUUGAUUAGAUUUUAAUUUAAAGUGUUUGAGCGUUCCAUUGGAUUAAAAAGAACUUUGAAUUGUGAACACGAUGUCUCUGUUUGGAUCUCUCAUGGGGAUGGCCGACGUGGAUGACGACCCUUUUUUCGGGUCGCACAUGAGACAUAUGCGUCAGAUGAACAACAUGAUGAACUCUCUGUUCUCGGAUCCCUUUGGCAUGAUGGGAGAGAGCCCCCUUUCCAUCAUGGGAGCCCGACGUGGCAACGCCUUGAUGCCUUACAUGCCUCAAAUGCCAUCGCUGAAUAGACUUUUUGCAGAUGUGGCGGAUGGUCAUGGCAUGGGCGCCAGCUCAUUUUCCAGCAGCACAGUAGUUAUGUCCAGUGGACCUAACGGCAACCCACAGAUAUAUAGUUCCUCGAGCAGCACCAAAAUCGGUCCGAAUGGCGUGAAGGAGACGCGCAAAACUCUGCAAGACUCCCGCAGUGGCUUGAAGAAAAUGUCCAUUGGUCACCACAUCGGGGAGCGUGCGCACGUGAUCGAGCGCGAGCAGAACGUGUACUCCGGAGACGCUGAGGAGAGACAAGAGUUCAUCAACCUCGAGGAGGAAGAGGCUGAGGAAUUUGACAGAGAGUUCCAAGAGCGCGCGGGCGCCCACCGCAACCGCUCCCACCGCGCAGCUAUAACCGCGCCGCGCGACUCUUCCCUGCUCGCGCUGCCGCCCGCGCGCCUCGCCCUGCCCCCCGCCACCUCUCACUCGCCUCCAUCCCCGCACUCUCACUCCACUGGCGAGCGCCGCCACCGGCCCGCGCCGCGCCGCGCCUUGCGAGCCGCCGCCAGCCCCCUCGCCACCUCUUCCAGAUUUUUGAGGAGGCGUUACUACUACUAAUAAAUAUCGUAACUUUAUCUCCGGCGUGCGCGAGGUGUACAGCGGCCCGCACCCGCAGCGCCGCCACAAGCACAAGCACCGACACAUGCCCAGCGACAACUAAGCGUUCCCAGGGACUUGACCACACCAGUUUAUAUCACUCACUAGUUCGUAGCCACUUCCCACGGUGCGUGACUUUACAAUCUGUGUUUUGAAACCUCGCACACUUCCCCGCGUCGAAUCGUCCGAAUCGCAAGUGUGCGGGGUUUCAUGAGAUUUCAUACACAGAAUUCUAAAAUUCGUUUCGUUCGACGUGUUCGGCUCGGAUAAGUGUGCACCCUUAUGCCGAAGUAAUAACAUGCAACAAUCCAGCAUGCAACAAAUGAAAACAUCAAUUUUGCGGCACUAAGCAGCAUGCGGCAGUCUAUUUUAUUGUUGAAUUAGAACAUUGAUGAAUAAUGAAUGCCAUUCAAAAUAAUAAAAAAAUCCGGUUCGAAGGAUCAAAAACGUAAAUCCGACAUUAUGGGGAAUUAAUUGAUUACCCACCUGUUGCGUUUUUUCAUAUUUUCGAUAUAUUUUUUAAUUGGACUGAAUUUUUUGAUAUUUUCCCCAAAUUAAACUAGCUACACACCUGAUCAUUUACGAGUGAAUGAAUACACGUAAAGAAUUAGGUGAAAGUUAUAAGGAUUUAUUUCUUGAUUUUUUAUCGCGUCGAUUCAUCUUCUUUGAGGCUAUUUUUUCGUUUAAUCCUUUGUCGUAACUUAGACGAAUGUUCACUUAAUGUUUUCCAGCUAUUUUUUGCUUUAUUACGGACGAUUUAAUCAUAAUCAAUUUCAACACCCUACUGGCAAAGUCAUGCACCGUUGGAAGCGGCCAUAAAAAUCUUUCUUGAAGUAAUCCUUGAACUAGAAGACUUCAACACUACAUUGGCCACACAAUGAUCAAGUUUAUCGUUAUGUAUCAUAAGUUUGCAGCUGAUUUAAAUCGGUGUCCAGUCACCUAAUAGCCAUAUAGCCAUACUUUUGACAUGACACAUUCACUUUGACAUUGACACCUAGAGCAAAUAUGGCGGGUGUUUUCUCUGAUUGUACGCGUUAUAAGUAACUAAAGCACUCAGGGUGAGAUCUAUAGAGCGCGCUCUGCCUUUGCUUAGACUUAAGACAGAGUUAAAACGAGACAGAGCUAUAUCUCUCACAUAAAUCUGUCUCGUUUUAACUCAAUCUUAAGUCAGAGCAAAGUCAAAGUGCGCUUUAUAGAUUUCAGCCUCAGAGUGCGACAAUUCUAAAACUAACCAAACAUCCUUGACUUACACAGAUCAAUGUGUUAAUGUAUACCUAGGGUAGUUAUUCGUGCAGAAUUGUCAGCAUUAUAUCUCGUUUCAAUCGACCUGGAAUACGACCAGCCAGAAAUAAGUGGCUGUUUUCUUCAAUGCCAACCCUAAGACCAUCCGUAUAAUCUUUAAUAGGUUAUGACUCAAGACACCUUGUGGUGGCAUCUUUUUUUAAAUGCUAAACUUAAUCUUAACUAAGUUCUGUAUUUUGUGUAAAGCAAAAUGAAAAACCCCAUAAUUUCUUGAAUUGUUUCCUCACAAAUAUUUACAUUAUUGUAAAUAGGCGCAGCGCAUACCGGCAGGGUGGAGGCGCACUUGGUAAAAACUCAAACUACGCUUUAUUCACUUUGGAAUGAGAGCGGCGUGAGCGCACGUCCACGUUUCUACAAAAAACCAUAUUAAUAUGUCAAAGUCAGAAAGGCUAACAUUGUUAUCAAAAAACUCAGCUCUACUCCUGUCCAACUGUAUGCGCCGGAUAUAAAGUUCAAUUUACCUUGAAUCAUCAAGUUGACGCUUGCAUAUUUCGAUGCAACCGCCUGUAUGUCUUGAGCCUAGACAUUUGGCCCCAAGGAAAGGGCUGUUUAUUUAACAUGUAAGACGAUUUUGUUUAAUAUAGAAUUUUAAUUUAAGGCGAUAAUCACGUUCCAAUAAAGAAGAAUCGAAACGAAGCGCGGCGCGGCGCUAAGCAUUCCGUCUCACUUACAGAUUACACAAAGGUAUAAAGGAGUAAGUGAGAGGGAAUGUUUAACGCUGGCAUUUUCGAUUUUCUUUAUUAGGACGAGGUAUAUUAAAAUCGAACCCAAAACCUUUAGUAUAUGUUAUGUUGAAAAUGCUGUAAUGACGACAUUUAUAUUAAACACAUUAUUUUUUUUGCCUUAAACUUUCAAAAAUUCUAAAUUAAAUUAAAAUUCUCCCUUAGCACUAAGGAAUAGUUAUAAAAUAUUUAAUUAAUAAUAAUAGUUUAAAGAUGUAUUGUGAUUUUGGGUUGAACUUUUAUGCAAAAAGUAAAAAAAAUUACAUAAAAAUUACAUAAUUUUUACAUAGUAAUUAUGUAGAACUGGACGAAACCCGCGAUUUCUUCGGUGUGGAAUUAGAAUGCACCCUGUCUCUUUACCAAAUUCGUCAAAAUCGGUUAAUCGAAUGGGCUGUAAAAAGGUAACAGACCGACAGACAUAUUUUCGCAUAUUAUUGUGAAUUUUAUUGAUUUGGCUUCGGCUAAAAUCCCACCAUAGCCCUAUCCGGAACGGGAUAUUAAAUUUAUUUAUUCUUAACCAUGUGUUUGCGCCAAAAACCAGUAAAUAUUAUAUAUAUUUACUGUCGGUGGUUUAAUGACGGAGACGGUGUUGUGUAUACUGUAUAUAGUACGCGACAGCUUGAGAUGGCAAUCGGGGUAUGAGGUGGGGCGCCCCCACCCUGGUCGCCAUGUCUGCACUAUAGGUGUUUAUUAAGUGAAUGCUUAUCAACAAACUUAUUGAAGAAAUCUUUUUUUUUAAAUCUUUUAUUAACAGCCUUUUACAUUUCUGUAUGUCAGCCUAAAAAGAAAUCUUAUAUGCCGGCUAUUGUUUAAAUAAUACUUCUUAAUCUAAUUUCUCACGAUGAGAAGGAUUUAAGCCAUAAUCCUCCACGCUAACCAAGUGCGAAUGGAGAACUCUAUUUAUUGUAUUACUAUUUGUUUUCUUUUGUUAAUUCGGGGCAGUUUUGAUACUAGGUUAUUUUAGAAAUAAAUUAUAAUAUAAUGGGAGUAUGUAAUUUAGAGUAAUUAUGAAAAUGUUAAAUGCAUACUGUCUCCUUCAUGUUGUAAAAAAUUAUCAAAAAUUGCGUUAGAUUGACAGCUACAAUGUUACUAUCGCAAUCACUUCUGAUUGGUUGGCGCUCGCUCACUAUUGGCUACAAUGCAUUGUUGCAACAAGAAUACCACAAAUUCAGCCAAUCACAACGAUUGCCAUCGUAAUAAUGAUUGAUGCAGGUUUUAGGGAAUCGACCUGCAGGUCACCUUUAACUUAAGGACUAAAAUCGUACUUUUGACAGGAUAGUUGACCCUAUGGUCUGAAGCCCGCGUUAGACCUUGGUGUAAGAAAUUAUAAUAACGAGUAAGAGCCUAGUAAUAUGUAUUUGUCUCUCAUUUUGUAUGUAUUGAUAAUAAUGUAUUAGGUUCCGUAUAUUUACAUAGUUUGUGACGGGUGUAGUUACUUUAGGUUACAGAAUAGAUAAGAAUUAAUUAGUUAAUUCAUUGGUUAUUGGUUUCGAUGGCCACUGUGAUUCAAGCAAACAAUCAAUAAAUCCAAUAAUUUUGGGAUAGUAAUACAAUGUUAAUGUUUUGUUUCUUUUGAUAGCCAAUGACUUUUUAGCCAAAAUUUCUAUUGACCUAUUAUAAUAAAGACAUAAACUUUAAUAGCAAAUGAAACCAGUAUUAUGUUUUUAUUUUUUUAAUCAAUGAAGUAAUUUGUAUAGGCUCAAAUUUAACAAACAGAAAACUUUGGUGUCAAAAUUCAAUAUGUAUAAGUACGUACCUACAAUUUCUUUUGCCAAUGUCUGUAAAAUCAAUAUUUUCUGUAUAAAUUAAUUUAAAUCAAAGAGUUUUGCAGUUAAUUCUACACAAGGUUUUAGUUAUUUUUUACAUAAAUUGUUAAUCUAUUCUACCCUCAUCUCUUGGAAUAAGUUAGUAAUUAAGAUUAAGGUUACAGUAUUCGGCAGUAAAUAUACACAUCGUGCUUUAGAAAGAGAUAAUCGACAGCUUCGGCUUCGUAGAGCGUCGUCUCCGUCACUCACACUCACGUGACGUUUUUGACGACCUCCCUGGCACAGUGGAGGUUCCGGGCAAAGGCAAUUUUGGAAUUUAUAAUUUUUGUCUCUGGUCUGGUCUAGUGGGAUGCUUUCGUCGUGGUUAGAUACCACCCUACCGGCAAAGCCAUGCCGCCAAGCAAUUUAGCGCUCCAUCAUGAUGCCGCGUAGAAACUUCCAAAGAGGGUUGAAACUUCCAUACCCCUUCCAAGUCAGCCCGCUUCCAUCUUAGACUGCAUCAUCACUUACCAUCAGGUAAGAACGCAGUCAAGGGCACACUUCUAAUUAAAUAAAAAAAAGUUUAGUGACCAAUCUCUUUAGUGCCUCGUUCAAGCUAUUUGACAUUGGUGAAUAGCAUAGUGCUGACUUGGCACUUCAAAAUGCCAUCAAACAAGAAAAGAAAAAGAAUCUCAAUAAUUGAGACGACGCUCUACAAAGCUAAAGCUAUAAAAUGUUGUGUCUCUUUCUAAAGCCCGAUGUGUUUACUGCUGGGUAUUGUACUGUACGUAGACGAAUACAGUUGCAUGUAAUCUGUGUUGUAGGAAUUAUUUCAUAGUAUCUCAGAAAAUCGAGGCACAAAGUGAGGGUGCUGGAACGAAUCGCCCAUUCCUUUGAAUAAAGUGAAUAUUAUUUUACAA
Messenger RNA from Maniola jurtina (meadow brown), 5724 nucleotides. RefSeq names its product myeloid leukemia factor (gene Mlf). The record is from RefSeq and is a predicted model, not a curated record. Bases 202 to 996 code for a protein of 264 amino acids. Lineage: Eukaryota; Metazoa; Arthropoda; Insecta; Lepidoptera; Nymphalidae. Gene Ontology annotation, biological process: regulation of DNA-templated transcription. The transcript is spliced from 9 exons. Gene Ontology annotation, cellular component: nucleus; cytoplasm.